AUGCAAGCCAUCUGCGAGGAGGACGAGAAACUCGAGGACUUUGAAGGUGUCCAGGAUGCGGUUCCCGCGGCGCCGGAAGCCAGCUCGCCCGACGUCACAAGUCCGAUGUCACUCCAGAGCAAGAAGUCAGUCCGCUUCGCUGCCGAUGCUGUCCCACACUCCCUCAGUGGCACCCCGGAAGCCAAGAAGCGCGUCUCGCCGAUCCAUGACGGUACCUUCUGGCAGGGUUGGCGGUAUCACAAGCGAUCCGAGCGAGCACGCGACGUGUUCCAGCACCGACAAGCCCGCGUCGAAGCCGAACAGGUCCGUCGAGUCAGCCUUCACAAGCAGCACGUCGAGCAACUACAGGGUAAGUAUGAGAUUACCACCACCGAGCGUCCUGCACCUUCACGGCCAAUCUCGGACUUGGUCCCUGCCGUCCCACAGGAUGAGAAGUCCCAGAUAAUUGCUCAGGCCGACCGCGAACGACAGGCGUUGGAGCAAAUGCAAUCUUCAUCGUGGCAUCUCGCCGCCCAGCGCGAAGUCAAUGGCGGAAAGCUCCUGACCAGCCCCGUCGUCCAGAGUUUCAAGGGUCGCAAAGACGUCAACAUCCUGGAUCUCGCCGGUCAGGCGCACUGCGGCUGGGCAUGGUCGGUAGCAAUCGAGCACCCUCAGGCAACCGUCUAUACCACCGUCUCCACCGACGCCGAAGCCCACGUCGCCGAGAUCUGCCUCGAUGGCCCUCCCAACCACGUCGUCGCCGCCUCCCCAAAGCUCUACGAACUGCCCUUCGAGAGCAACUUCUUCGACGUCGUCUCAGCGCGCAACCUCUACGCCCAUCUGAAGACCACCUGGCCUCAGGGCCACGCCGUCGACGAAUGGGACCUCACCCUCCGGGAAUGCAUGCGCGUCCUCAAGCCCGGCGGAUACCUCGAGUACGACCUCCUGGACGCCGAGCUCGCGCUUCCCGACGCCGCCGGCCAGGCCCUCGGCGUAGAAUUCGCCUUCAAUCUGAAGACCCGCGGCUACGACCCCAGCGCUGGCAAGAGCUUCAUGCCCCGUUUGAAGCGCGCUGGUUUCCGCGAUAUCAAGCGUGCGUGGAUGCUCUUCCCCGUCGCGGAUGUCGCCGCCAAGUGGAACGAUGCCGGCAAGGCCCGUGGCGAGGGUGGUGAACUCCGCACUAUCGCGGCGGACGGUACUGUCACGAUCUUCGAGGCCCCUACGACUGGCAGCACCAAGGACGUUCGUGCCGUCACGGGAUUGGUCGGCGCUCGUCUCUGGGAACAGUGGAUGAUGAAGCUUUGUGUUGAGACUGGUCGCAGCGAGAAGCAGUGUCUGCAGGAGGUCGCCCAUGCCCUGGAGGAGGGCGGCCGUGGCAGCGCUGCUUGGAGGUGUUUGGUCGGAUGGGCGCGCAAGGACAUUUGA
This is a messenger RNA of Dissoconium aciculare CBS 342.82, 1404 nucleotides long. RefSeq lists its product as uncharacterized. The record is from RefSeq and is a predicted model, not a curated record. Lineage: Eukaryota; Fungi; Ascomycota; Dothideomycetes; Mycosphaerellales; Dissoconiaceae. Gene Ontology annotation, molecular function: S-adenosylmethionine-dependent methyltransferase activity. Bases 1 to 1404 code for a protein of 467 amino acids. The transcript has a single exon.